Molecule: messenger RNA, 938 nt
Organism: Ceutorhynchus assimilis (cabbage seed weevil)
Lineage: Eukaryota; Metazoa; Arthropoda; Insecta; Coleoptera; Curculionidae
Source: the annotation of a GenBank genome assembly
UAAGCUUCCAGUCUUUUUAUCAUGCAACGUCAAUGGAAAACGCGCAGAACAAUCGGCCUAAUAUUAAUCAUAAUUAGUGCCUAUUUGUUCAUAAAAGUAAGCAAUUAUGAGCAUAAAGCUUCAGUGUUUCUGUACAACGUGCAUCCAAACGAGCCUUGGGAAUUUGUAGCUGAUUUUAGUAAUAUGAAGUACUUAAAUCCCACCAUAAUAAAUUUUUCUAUUACUGCCGAAAGUGGCAACUAUAAUCAUUGGAAUUACAGUACGGAAUAUUCAGAAAAAUUAUCCCAUUGGCCUUAUCUACCCAACCAAGCAGUUGCUCAUUUUCAAAUAAAAGCCAAUCAUGAAGAUAAUAUUUACUUUAUACAUUCUAUUCAUAAAACUUGCAUGUUUAUGAAUCUUUAUUGCUUAUACUCUGAAAGUGUAUUCAAAUUUUCUAAAUCAAAUCGCACAAAUGGAGCCCAAUGUGAAGAAACUAUCCACUAUCAAUGUCCAGUGUUCUUGAAACCUUUUUGCCAAAGAGAAGUCUUGCACCAAAGACACCUAAUAAUGGAUAAUUUAAAAAAGAAAUUCACCAAAUAAUUCAAUCAUUAUAUUUAUAGUCAAUUAUAAAACUCUCCAAAUUUUCAUGCAACCAUUUAAUCCAAUCCUCAUCCACCAAUUUACUAAAAGUGGCUUCUUGAAAGACCUCGCUCUUGCUCACUUCAAUGAACCCAAUUUUAGUAAACAUGCUUAUACUGGGCACGUUAUCCAAAGUAAUUUUGACCACAAACUGUUUAACUUCUAAAUGAGUGAUCGAGUAAAGGAACAUUAGGAGCAUGGCUUCCCAGCCGCACUUUUUGCCACGAGCCCACAAUUCUGCGAUCAUUAUUUCGGCUUCUGCACAGAUACGGUCUUCGGGGGUUGCAAAGAACAGAUUCGUGUCUCCAAUCAUUGAAUCU